Molecule: messenger RNA, 3297 nt
Organism: Quercus lobata
Lineage: Eukaryota; Viridiplantae; Streptophyta; Magnoliopsida; Fagales; Fagaceae
Product: branched-chain-amino-acid aminotransferase-like protein 1
Exons: 30
Coding region: 40-2955 (971 amino acids)
Biological process (GO): carboxylic acid metabolic process
Molecular function (GO): catalytic activity
Source: RefSeq, a predicted model, not a curated record
CUCCCUCAAAAACCCAAAACCCUAUAGAGAAUCUCAGCCAUGGCGGACCAAGAGCUCGAUCCCUCGGACCCUUCGUGCCUUCACCUGGUCUCAGCUUUCCUCGCCAUGGAUUCCACCGAAUCCUUAAUCUCCUUGUCCCGGGUAUGCGGUGGAGGGUCGGUUACUGAGGGAGUACAGAGGUUCAUUUGGGACCAUUGCUUAAGCAAAGCUGCUGAAAACUUUCAUGCUCCAUACUUGAAGAAUUUCCUGAAGAAGCUUAUUGCUGAAAUAGAGCUGAACCAUGAUCUUGUUUUGGAUGAAUUAUAUGAACAAUAUGCUUAUUACAUGGCAUCAUUGAAGGAUGAUAAUGUGGUCAAAGGAAGAAUCUGCAAAUGCAUUUCAUUUCUUUUUCCUGCUGGUUCUUCUCAAUUACCAAGUUGUCCUAACUCAGGGAAACUGGUGGUCCCACUACGGUGUUCUCUCAACAUGCUUGACGGAGAUACUGGUUGUGCACUUUGGCCCUCAAGUCUUUUCUUAUCAGAGUUCAUACUUUCUUUUCCAGGAUUAUUCUCAAAUAAAUCUUGCUUUGAGCUUGGUUCAGGUGUUGGUUUGGUUGGCAUUUGUCUUGCCCAUGUGGAAGCCUCCAAGGUUGCACUAAGUGAUGGUGACCUGUCAACUCUGAUGAACAUGAAGCUUAAUUUGGAGUCGAACAAUUUCAGCAUUGAAACCAAUAGACAAAAAAGAACUGAAGAUUCAAAUACUAUAGAAUGCAUUCAUCUGCCUUGGGAAUCUGCAUCAGAAAAUGAGCUCCAAGACUUCAUGCCAGAUGUUAUUUUGGGCGCAGAUGUAAUAUAUGAUCCAGCAUGCCUCCCAUAUCUUGUUCGACUACUCGCCAUUCUUUUGAACAAGAAGAUACCAUCACCUACAAAGCAGAAUGACAGUUGCCAGGGUUCUUUGUUGGAUAGUAAAAGUAUGGAUGGUAAAUUUAAUGGUUCUCUUCAAGGGAAUGCUAAUGCUAAUGAUAAUGGCAAUGGAUUUGAUGCUAAUGGAGGCAAAAUAAUAUGUAAUGGCACUUCAAAUACUGGGUCAAGGAAAGGUCCCGUGGCUUAUAUUGCUUCUGUUAUUCGCAAUAUUGACACAUUCAAUCAUUUUCUCUCUCUAGUGGACCAGGCAAACAUUACCAUUACAGACCUCACUGAAACACACAAACCACUCAAUCUGCUGCCUUACAUGCAGUCAUAUGAUAGAUCCAAUAGAAAUACCAUCAUCAUCAUCAUCAAGAAGAAAAUGUCAGAGCAAAAGGAAGAGAUGGAGGAGGUGGAGGUGAUUCACUCAUGGUCUGCUCCAAGAUCACUCAGUACCUGCCUCAUGUACUCUUUUGCCCAGAGAGAUGACAUGGAAGUGCUUGAUGAACCACUCUAUGCAUUUUUCCUACGGACUACAGGCAUUGAUAGGCCGUACAAGGAAGAGCUACUCUCCAAAAUGGAAUCUGAUGGAAAUAAGAUCGUUAAAGAGGUCAUUUUUGGCCCAGGAAGAAAGAAGUACCGGUUUUGUAAGCAUAUUGCAAAAGAACGGCUCUAUGGUCUGCCGAAUGAUUUAAUGAAGAAAGGAAAGCAUUUUAUAUUGAUUCGAAAUCCCAUUGAUAUUUUGCCAUCGUUUGACAAGGUUGUGUCUCCGACCUUUCUUGAGUUAGGUUUGGCAGACCUAGUCUCCAUAUACAAUGAGCUCCGUGAGUUGGGAAGGGCCCCAACAGUCAUUGAUGCAGCAGAUCUUAAGCGUGAUCCUGAGGCUACUUUGCGUGGUCUUUGUGAUGACUUGGAAAUUCCCUUUCAAGAUGCAAUGCUCAAAUGGGAAGCUGGUCCAAAACCAGUUGAUGGCAUUUGGGCCCCAUGGUGGUAUAAAAGUGUACAUAAAUCGACAGGAUUUCAACAAUCAAAAAAGUAUCCUGUGCCAUUUCCUUUUUCUCUCUAUGAAUUGCUGGAGCAAAGUCUGCCUUUGUACAACUCGCUUAGGCGCCACGUGAAGCAGACUUCAUCCCUUAUAAAGUCCUCUUUACUUCCUCCUGAUCUUCCAGUUCCUGCAAAUGAGAAGCUGCUUGCAUGGGUUGGUGAUGAGAUUUUACCCCGUGAGAGUGCAAAGGUUUCUGUGUUUGACUCUGUUGUCCAAGGUGGUGAUUCUGUUUGGGAGGGUCUUCGAGUUUACAGUGGGAAGAUAUUUAAGCUUGAUGAGCAUUUAGACAGGUUGUUUGACUCAGCAAAGGCUUUGGCUUUCAUCAAUGUUCCAACUCGGGAAGAGGUCAAAGAAGCCAUCUUCAAUACUCUCAUUAGGAAUGGAAUGUUUGAUAAUGCACACAUCCGACUAUCUCUGACACGUGGCAAGAAGGUUACUUCGGGCAUGAGUCCAGCAUUCAAUCUUUAUGGAUGCACCUUGAUUGUGCUACCUGAAUGGAAGCCCCCUGUCUAUGAUAAUACGCAUGGUAUAACUCUGGUGACUGCUACCACACGUCGUAAUUCACCAAAUAAUUUGGAUUCAAAGAUUCACCACAAUAACCUCCUCAACAACAUACUUGCAAAGAUAGAGGGUAAUAAUGCCAAUGCUGAUGAUGCCAUCAUGCUUGACAAGGAUGGUUAUGUAUCAGAAACAAAUGCUACAAAUAUUUUUUUAGUGAAGAAAGGUCAUAUUCUGACACCUCAUGCUGAUUAUUGUCUUCCUGGCAUAACUCGAGCAACUGUCAUGGACCUUGUGGUAAAGGAACAGUUGGUCCUAGUGGAACGAAGAAUCAGCUUAUCAGAAUUCCACACUGCAGAUGAGGUAUGGACGACAGGGACAAUGGGAGAACUCACACCAGUUGUGAAGAUAGAUGGACGCAUAAUUGGCACUGGACAAGUUGGGCCUGUCACUCUAAGAGUGCAAAAUGCUUACAAAAAACUGACCGAAGAGUCAGGAGUGCCUAUACCAACUUAUCAUAGGACUUGAUUACCAUGUUACCAGCAGAUUCUCUUUGUUUGUGCAUGCGAAUAUAAAAUGAAGUGUGGGACUCCUGGCCUAAAGUUAAAACAACCUGGAAGUUACUACCAGAAAUCUGAACAAAGAUUUGAGUAUCAAUCAAUUCGAAUUUUGGUAUUAACAGGUGCUGUGUAAUUAAUCUUUCAACUAAAUAAUUGGGGAUCCUAGCAUCUAGUCUGCAAUGAAUAAAGUUCUUGUACCAUUGUGUAUAUACCAUGUUUUUUUGUACUGCCUAUUACCAAAUGCAUGGCAAUAGUAUGCAGCAACAACAUUAAAUUUAUUUAAGCUAAACUACAUUUUUAAUUGCUGUAA